This is a messenger RNA of Scatophagus argus, 2014 nucleotides long. RefSeq names its product cyclin-dependent kinase 2 (gene cdk2). The transcript is spliced from 7 exons. Gene Ontology annotation, molecular function: cyclin-dependent protein serine/threonine kinase activity; cyclin binding; ATP binding. Gene Ontology annotation, cellular component: nucleus; cyclin-dependent protein kinase holoenzyme complex; cytoplasm. Lineage: Eukaryota; Metazoa; Chordata; Actinopteri; Scatophagidae. The coding region runs from base 366 to 1262 and encodes 298 amino acids. The record is from RefSeq and is a predicted model, not a curated record. Gene Ontology annotation, biological process: protein phosphorylation; G1/S transition of mitotic cell cycle; signal transduction.
CGCUCCCUAGCUAACGCGGGAAACGUUGCUGUGUUGGUUCAGUGUUUUCCACUGAGAAGCAUUCGCCACGCUAAUCCACAUUUUAGCAGACAGUAUUAUUGUUAUUAUCAAGACCUAUAAAUGCUGUUUGGCUCUGGCCUGAGAAGGUGUAUCCUCGGCAGGACCACUGCCCCAAGGCCGUGGUGUACCCGGACCGUUUGAACUAGCUCAGAGGAUCAUUUAAUUAUAUGUCGGGACUCCCGCUGCUCGUUUAACGUUUGUCUCUGUAGCAAACUGAGCAGUUGUUAGCUGACAGACAAAGAGGAGAUUCUUGCUAACUGGCUAAAUAACCAACAAAUCUCCUGCUUCUCCCCACAUUUAACCCCAUGGAUACGUUUCAGAAGGUGGAAAAGAUAGGAGAAGGGACGUAUGGCGUGGUUUACAAAGCCAGGAACAAAGUCACCGGAGAAACUGUUGCGCUCAAGAAAAUCAGGCUAGAGACGGAAACAGAAGGCGUACCGAGCACCGCCAUCCGAGAGAUUUCACUUCUCAAAGAACUCAGCCACCCGAAUAUUGUCAAAUUGCAGGAUGUCAUCCACACCGAGAACAAGCUUUACCUUGUUUUUGAGUUUCUUCAUCAGGAUCUUAAGAAGUUCAUGGAUUCCUCCUCAGUCAGUGGAAUCCCACUGCCCCUGGUUAAGAGUUAUCUUUUCCAGCUGCUGCAAGGCCUGGCCUUCUGCCACUCUCACAGAGUACUUCAUCGAGACCUAAAGCCCCAGAACCUCCUCAUCAAUGCACAGGGGGAGAUCAAGCUCGCUGACUUUGGCCUGGCAAGAGCCUUCGGUGUGCCUGUCCGCACAUACACACAUGAGGUGGUAACACUCUGGUACAGAGCACCAGAAAUUCUCCUGGGCUGUAAAUACUACUCCACCGCUGUCGACAUCUGGAGUCUGGGCUGCAUCUUCGCUGAAAUGAUCACCAGGAGGGCAUUAUUCCCUGGCGACUCAGAGAUCGAUCAGUUAUUCCGAAUCUUCCGCACCUUGGGCACACCUGACGAGACUGUCUGGCCAGGAGUUACAUCGAUGCCUGACUACAAACCAUCUUUCCCCAAGUGGGCCCGGCAGGAUUUAUCCAAAGUGGUGCCUCUUCUUGAUGAGGAUGGAAGAGAACUGCUUGGAGAAAUGCUGAACUACGAUCCAAACAAAAGGUUAUCUGCCAAAAACGCCCUCGUACAUCGAUUCUUCCGCGACGUCACCAUGCCGAUUCCUCAUCUGAGACUCUGAGUCAAGAAAAAUAUCAGGCUUUUUUAAUGCCAACAGUGUCUAAGCAAUAAGGACCUCCUCACCUCGCUUCAUGUCCAUGACUGGACAGAAAAAAGUGGACACUACAGGAUACGUUGGAUCCUUUAAUGGAUAUUUGUUAAUAUCUAAAACCAGCGUCCUAGGCGAUAGAUGUCCUGAGAGUUUUUGCUGUUUUGUUUUUUCUUUCAGCCAUUUCCAAUAUCAUUAUUUUCCAUAUUUAUGUGCAGCUGCCAUUUUUGAUGUAAAUGUUAUUUGUGGUUGGGAUGAUCCUCUGACCGAGCGCAGGUCAGAUGGAAACACGUCAUUUAGCUGCCAUUAAAUUUCCCUAUUUAAACAGUAUGUUGGCUUCAGGAUGUCCAAAUUCAGAUAGUCUGGUAGUUCGAAAUAAAUACUGAAUGAGUUUGUGGGAUAGUGCAAAUAACAAAUGUUACGCUUUGUAAGACUGAGCAGCAGCUGAAUGAGAGAUGAAGUGAUCGGUGAGAAUCUGUUGGUGCUAACAGGAAGUUACACAUGCAGUCUUUCAGGUUGAUUUUCUUGCAAUUAAAUUCAAAAUUUGGGUCUGAAGUAUCUUGAAGUGAUUUUUAAAAACAGCACAGCUGAUUAGUCAUUCCAGUGUGUUGGAACUGCUGUUGCAUCUUUCUUACUCUUGAUUUUAUUCAGAUUUAAUGAACAGUUUUUAUGCAUAUUGUUUAUUUACAGUUUCGGAAAAAAUAAACUUGUUUGAACAACUGUUA